GGGCCACCAUUACCAUCUACUUCGUUUUCCUUCAAAUUUAAACUGAUAUCCUUCGAUUUCUCUCCAUCUCUCAGACGCAAUCUAAAUCCAAAAUCUAUUGCUGCGAAUAGUAAGAUGCAUAGCUCACUGGAGACCACGGCUCCGGCGACGUUGGAGCGACGAGAGUCAAAUCUUGGAGACAAACUGAUACUAAAAGGGUUGAAAUUUUACGGUUUCCAUGGAGCGAUUGCUGAAGAAAGGACACUGGGGCAGAUGUUUCUUGUUGACAUUGAUGCGUGGGUGAGUCUGAAAAAGGCUGGUGAAUCAGACAACUUAGAAGAUACAAUUAGCUACGUCGACAUUUUCAGCCUAGCUAAGGAAAUUGUUGAAGGGUCACCAAGAAACCUUUUGGAGACAGUCGCGGAACUUAUUGCUUCCAAAACGCUUGAAAAAUUCCAUCAGAUAAACGCUGUUCGAGUGAAGCUCUCAAAGCCAAAUGUUGCACUUAUUAAGAGCACCAUUGAUUAUUUAGGGGUCGAUAUAUUCAGACAGCGAAACACUAGUUCAAAGAACUGAAUAACCCAACAAAACUUUGUGUCGGGACUUAUAUCCAUGAACUUCUCUUACACAUCUUCAUAUCCAAAAGCUUUGAACUAUGUUAAGAGCUAAUUUAGAUGUUCAAUAUUUUCUUUUCUUUCCUUUAUGUUCUUUCGAAAUUGUCGUUAUUUUCUUAAUAAAUUACAAAGAGUUAUCUUCUUAAAAAGUCUGUUUAUGUUUAUUGUGUCUGUUUUUGUAAUUCUAAAGCAUCAUUGCCCAUUUAGGUGACCAGUGAUCACACAAAGAGUCAAUGAGCAUUUUCUUUUUGGCCGUUCAUGUGUUUGGUGU
This is a messenger RNA of Arabidopsis thaliana (thale cress), 864 nucleotides long. It is a transcript of the gene FOLB1, whose product is annotated as Dihydroneopterin aldolase. Gene Ontology annotation, biological process: tetrahydrofolate biosynthetic process; folic acid-containing compound metabolic process. NCBI's taxonomy places the organism in Eukaryota, Viridiplantae, Streptophyta, Magnoliopsida, Brassicales, Brassicaceae. The record is from RefSeq and is marked reviewed. Gene Ontology annotation, molecular function: dihydroneopterin aldolase activity. The transcript has 3 exons. The coding region runs from base 115 to 555 and encodes 146 amino acids.